AUGCUGGCUGCGGUUCGCACCAUUGCGCAAUCAUCAGGAAGCGGACAACACGAGGUGGCUCACAAGACUAUACAGACUGGGGAGCAAGAAGCUCCGGUCAAAGCUCUUUCUCUCGAAGAAGAGUCCCCGAACGCGACCCAGUCAGAGCGCAGGCAGAUUGCCGUUAUAGAUACUGUCGAAGCCGUCCAACAGGCCCAAGGAGAACAUGAACUCCCACACAGGAAGAGGAAGAGGCGGAAAUCUGCUUUGAGCUCUUCAGACGAACCGCUCCCUCUAGAUGCCUCGUCUCAGCUGGCGACUGCUGCAACUGCGAUGCCCACAUCUGCCUUUAUUCGACGGAGAAUGGCUACCUACCUCUCGCUCUCAAAGCCACGUCUCUCACUGCUCGUGGUCCUCACAACCACAAGUGCUUACAGUCUGUAUCCCAUACCGGACAUCUUAUCUUCCAUGGCAUCGCCUGCGACGUCGACCUUCUCGACCUCGACACUGACUUUGCUCUUCCUGACCUCCGGCACCUUUUUGUCAUCGGCGUGUGCGAACACUCUGAACAUGCUCUUCGAGCAACGUUAUGACGCAUUGAUGUCUCGGACGAGAAACAGACCUUUGGUACGACAAUUAAUCUCGCCGCGAGCCGCAGCAGUCUUUGCCCUCCUCUGCGGCGCUUCUGGACUGCUACUCCUGGGUCUCGGUACGAAUCCUACAGUCGCCAGUUUGAGCGCUCUCAACAUCUUUUUGUACGCCGGGGUAUACACUCCGAUGAAACGGAUAUCUGCGGCAAAUACCUGGAUUGGCGCCAUUGUUGGUGGCAUUCCUCCCUUGAUGGGUUGGUGCGCGGCAGCUGGUGAGGUAGCGACGUCGGAGCACCAUUCAUGGCAAGAUCUCCUGUUUUCCGAGGGCUCGCUCGGAGGCUGGGCCCUGGCUGCCCUAUUGUUCGCCUGGCAGUUUCCACAUUUCAUGUCUUUAUCACACACCAUCCGAGCCGACUAUCAGAAUGCUGGUCACCAAAUGCUGGCCUGGACCAAUCCUGCUCGAAAUGCUCGGGUGGCCCUUCGCUAUUCCAUUGCCAUGUUCCCAAUAUGUGGCGCCCUAUAUUGGGGAGGCUAUGUCGACUCGGGCUUUCUCCUCGUCAGCACAGCGUGCAAUGUGUGGAUGGCUCGAGAAGCAGUGCGCUUCUGGAAGCAGCAGGGCGCGGGGGGCAGUGCUCGAGGCCUAUUUUGGGCCAGCGUGUGGCAACUGCCACUUGUAUUAGUUGGAGCUCUGGUCUGUAAACGAGGCUUGUGGGACGGUUUCUUGGGCACAAACGAGUCAACCAGUAUCUACGGAGACCAGGAGCUCACGGCAGACGGUGGCUCUCUUGGAAUGGAGACCCCCAUAUCGCUGCAAAGGAAGCCGCCACCUGACAUCAACCUGGCUAUGAUCGGGUUCAAAAGGCCGACCUGA
Molecule: messenger RNA, 1440 nt
Organism: Cladophialophora yegresii CBS 114405
Lineage: Eukaryota; Fungi; Ascomycota; Eurotiomycetes; Chaetothyriales; Herpotrichiellaceae
Product: protoheme IX farnesyltransferase
Exons: 1
Coding region: 1-1440 (479 amino acids)
Biological process (GO): heme biosynthetic process
Cellular component (GO): mitochondrion; mitochondrial membrane
Molecular function (GO): protoheme IX farnesyltransferase activity
Source: RefSeq, a predicted model, not a curated record